AAUUUAUGACCCUUUCUGUGUCCAGUUUGGUUUAAAACCCAUGAUUUCGUAUCCACUGUUUCACCCCCUCCCCGAAUCAGAAUUGAGCAUUUUAACUGGCUGUUGCUCAUUUCCCAGUUCACACCUUUUUUACACUUUUGUUGGGCAAAUGGGGGGAGGCACCCUGCAGUUUAAGAGGGGGUCACCAAAGUUAGAACUGCCUCUUGUGUUUUCUUUCCCACCUUCUUGCUCAUUCAGCCUGUUGCACUUCUGAGACACUGCCAACACAGGUUAGUUUGUAAGCAUACUUUGAGGACUGCUCAGAGAGAAAAGGCUUUGCUGAUGUUCAUGGUAAUCCUGGAAACACUUUAUAUUGGGAUUUUCAGGCCUAGUGACUGGUGAGGAACACUCAUGCCCUUCAAGAGUGCAUUUGUUGGUGUUCUACACUGACAUAAAAGUUACUUCUGCUAUCAGAGACAAGGACUUUUUUCCCAUCUAUUUGCUGUUUUUAUAAACUUCAACCAGUUUAACCUGUCAGGCAAUGGCUUAUUUACUAGUUGUACUAGUGCUGAUGCUAGUUUCAGGAUCUGAGUCCUUCCAUCUAGAGCACCUCGGUCGUUUUGACUGGCAGAAGAGCAUUCAACCAGGUGAGGGAUGCCCUAAAAAGUGCCACCCUGAGCGGUGCCCAGAUGUUUGGCAGCUGCAGGGUUGUCCAGCCCGGCUGGUUCAUGACCAGUGCGGGUGUUGCUGGGAAUGUGGAAACAAUGAGGGGCAGCUGUGUGACCCGGAACCUCGAUCUGGGUCUACUUUCUAUGGGCGCUGUGCAGAAGGGCUGCACUGCAGAGCUCCACGCAGAAACCCCACAGGUGAACCCAGAGCCAUCUGUGUGUGCAGCAAGCAGGAAGCACUCUGUGGUUCUGAUGGAAAGACAUAUAAAAAUAUAUGUCAGUUUCGGGCGGGCCAACACAAGCAAGGCAAAGGGCAGAUGCUGACAAUGGUGCACCACGGACCCUGCAAGACAAAACCAGUUAUCACUUAUGCUCCCCAUGACAUCAUCAUAACCAAAGGAAGUGAUGUCAUUUUUUCCUAUGAGGUGUCAUCGUAUCCAAUGGCCUCAAUCCAGUGGAGUAAAGAAGAGGAUGUUAUUUCUUUUCCUGCUGAUGAUUCAAGCAUGGCUGUACAGGCCCGUGGAGGUCCGCGGCGGUUUGAAUUGACUAGCUGGCUUCAGAUUCAAGGAGUUGGGCUGAAUGAUGCAGGUGUGUACACAUGCACCGCCAGGAACGCCUUCGGAGAGGUGUCUGCCUCCGCCAGAUUACAGGUUACAUAUGGAGGUUCUCAGCUGAGCAAAGAAUUCCGGAAAAAAGAAAACCAAGCUUAUAGAAUAUCAGGCGAAGAAGGGAAUGUCGAUGAUGAAGAUUACGAAGGCCAGCCAAGUGGAUACAUGUAUUUGUAACAUACACAAAUGAUAAAAUCAUAGCAUUUAAACACAGAUGUGUUUUUUUAUAAUUAUUUUUUAAAAUUUAAGCUCAGCAUAAAAUGUGUACGUUUGAAUAUUAUUUUGCCCUUUUUAAGGGUUUAUGUUUAUGUGUGAGCAUUGUAUAUAAAUCCAAAUAAUUUCUAUCCACUCUUGAGAAUUGUACUUAAAAACAGAACUUAAUUAAAUAGUUGAUUUAUGCAUUGAGUGCUUUAUUGCUCAUGAUCCAAGUGGGACAAUCUCAAAUAUUUGCAAAGAGUCUGUUUAGGGUUAAUCGUUAUUGCCAAAAGUUAUGCAAAAGUGCACAUGCCAGACUUUUCUAAAAGCCCAUAAAAAAAGAGAAAUUAAAAUAAAAAAAUGCUGUGGCACGUAUUUACCCUUAACCCAUUCCCUGCUGUGAAUAAAACAUCAGCAGUGUCUCUCCUUACUUCUGUCUUCUCAAAGACGCUGAGCAGAAAAAAAAGCACCCAGGUUAAGUUGUUUGAAAGCUUUGGUAUUAAGAGGCGUUUUACACUUAAGAAGUUGGUUUCGCUGGGUUUUCUCUUCCCUCCCCUAUUGAUUGAUGCUUAGCUAUCAAUGCAUAAUAGAAAAGCACUCAGGACAAAUGUGGGGUUAUGGCCUUCCAGGGAGAGAGCAGACCAGGCUGUUUCUCAGCACCAUUAUUGCCCCAUAAAGGAUCCCUGGGGAGGGACAAGUUCCUCACAUCAGCACACACCAAAUACCCAAUUAAAAAGAAGACCUUUAAAUUCUCUCUUCUUUCCUGGGCAGAAAUCAAUCAGAAUUCAAUCUGUUCGGCUUGGAUUCCGACAGGCCAGGUAAUUGCUCACCAGAGCUCGGAUAGGUGACAACAGCUUCGAGGAGAGACAGCGAGCCAAUCAGGUGUUCUCUUUCAGGCCAUCGGUGAGAAAGCAGUGAUACCUCACGAAAGCUUAUCUAUACGCUUUCAGCAUGGCUUUUAUUUUUAGCCUCUUGGUGGCAGGUUAGGGUUUUCUUUUAUAGGCAGCAGGUAAACGAUACGACUUUGAGCGUUAAAAUAAAUGGAUCAUUUAAAGUAAGUGGCUCUCAUAUUCGUCUUCUUAAAAGCCCUUUGAAAAUGAAUUCCAAUUUGGAAUGAUUUUUACUCCAAAAGGCAUUUGUUGGUGAGCAUGCAACACGAUUGGGCAAGCGAGAAUCAGAGAGACAGACCAGGAGAGAGAGAGGGAGAGAUGGAUGAAGAUAUGAUAUGGAGUUAGAAGAAUGCAAUUAAAAGCUGAAUCAUUCUCAGUCCACUGUAACUCUAUCCGUUGAGAUGAGAGCCGAGCCUCUUUCUCAUGACUGUAUUUGUGUGGAUAAAGCUCUCCCCUGGCCCUCGUUUUAGAUUCGCGCUUAAUGAUUCCCUCUCCGAUGGGAGAGAGUGGGCUGCUGUCAGGAUGGGAGACGCAAUCCGGACGCAGCAGUGCCCGGGUCCCUCUGGCCAGCAACACCAUGUGCAGGGGUCAGCCGAGGUCAGAGGUCAUGGGCAGAGAGCUAGGAUUAAUGGACAUCUCAAUAAAAUGCAGGGUUGGGUUACUAGUUGCCCAGCCUGACCUGACACACACACACACACACACACACACACACACACACACACACACACACACACACACACACACACACACCAUCUCUCAUUAUUUCAUUAGAGUGUAAACACAAGGCUCAUCUCAACUGAGUGCAAGAGGAUGUGGUCACAAUCUUCAUUAGCCUGCACUAAAAUACUAUGAAAUAAGCAUAUUUAAAUUCUUAAGAUGGUAUUAUUUGGCCAUUGUGUAUUAUAAUUUUUUUUUUUUUAAGAAAUCUGGAAAACAAUCUGAAUUUACUUAAUAUAAGAACAUAAACUGAAAAAUAUAGAAAGUUGGAAUAAAAGGGGAAAAAAGAAACAUGCAGUAAAGACGUUAGACUUAAUGAAGCAGUCAUGACAUUGAAUGAAGCAUUUUAAUAUUGCGCUGGUCAAUGAAAAAAACCAUGCAUAUCCACAGGAGAGAUGAACGGAGACCAUAUCGACUGCAAAGAAUCGAGGAAAGAAUCGCUUGCUGACAGAUAAUUAUUCAGCGGAUUUUUAUAUUUCAUACAGUGCAAAGAAAUUUAUAUCUGGAGGAUCAACCGUAAAUAAAUAAAUUCGUAAAUUAAAAAUAGGUUUGAGUUAUUCAGUUAAUUUAAUGAAUUACAUUUCAUUAAUUCAUUAUUAUAUUUAUUUAUUUAGAAAGAUGAUAAUU
Cyprinus carpio (common carp) is the source of this 3684-nucleotide messenger RNA. RefSeq names its product kazal-type serine protease inhibitor domain-containing protein 1-like. Lineage: Eukaryota; Metazoa; Chordata; Actinopteri; Cypriniformes; Cyprinidae. Gene Ontology annotation, molecular function: insulin-like growth factor binding. The record is from RefSeq and is a predicted model, not a curated record. Gene Ontology annotation, cellular component: extracellular region. Gene Ontology annotation, biological process: regulation of signal transduction; regulation of cell growth.